GGACUGGAAGACCCGCGUCCCCUUCUUCUGACGUCAUCCGCCCUCUUCACGUGGUGUUUUCCUCAGCAUCAUGGCGGCGGGGUUCAAAACUGCAGAGCCUCUGGAGUAUCACAGGAGCUUCUUGAAAGAAAACUGCAGGCCAGAUGGCAGAGAACUGGGAGAGUUCAGACCCACAACGUUAAAUAUAGGUUCGAUUGGAACAGCUGAUGGUUCAGCAAUGGUGAAAAUUGGAAACACUACAGUGAUCUGUGGCAUAAAAGCAGAACUAGCCGCGCCGCCCUCAGAUGCUCCUGAUAAAGGAUAUAUUGUUCCGAAUGUAGACCUGCCUCCACUCUGCUCGUCCAGAUUUCGGCCGGGGCCACCAGGAGAGCAGGCGCAGGCCGCCAGCCAGUUCAUCGCUGACGUCAUUGAUGGCUCUAAAAUAAUAAAGAAGGAAGAUCUUUGCAUUGAGAAGUCAAAGCUGUGCUGGGUCCUGUACUGUGAUAUCAUGUGUUUGGACUAUGAUGGAAAUGUACUGGAUGCGUGCAUCAUAACUUUACUGGCAGCAUUAAAGAACACCCAAAUUCCUAAAGUCACAAUUAACAAAGAAACAGACUUGGCUGAGGUUGAUAUUGAGCACAAGAGGCAUCUACAGAUCAAUAAGCACCCUGUUUCCUCCUCAUUUGCAGUAUUUGACGAUACGGUGAUCAUAGUGGACCCGACAGCAGAGGAGGAAAGCCUGGCUACAUCAGUAAUAACUGCAGUGGUGGAUGAAGACGAUCAGCUUUGUGCUUUUCACAAACCAGGAGGCAGCUCCUUAUCAGCAGAGAAGCUUCAGGACUGCAUAACCCGCUCUGUGACACGGCACCGAGAGGUUGGCAAACUCAUCGACAAAGUCCUCGAGAGCACAAAGGCAUCAAAAUAAAUGCAAGCAGACGUGUUUUAUCUAAAAGUUGUAUUUUUCACUGUCAAUAUAUAUUUUCUUUUUUUUAUCACAAUAAAACUGCUGACAAAGACCAUUUACAAAA
Messenger RNA from Astyanax mexicanus (Mexican tetra), 1007 nucleotides. It is a transcript of the gene exosc8, whose product is annotated as exosome component 8. Gene Ontology annotation, cellular component: nuclear exosome (RNase complex); cytoplasmic exosome (RNase complex). The record is from RefSeq and is a predicted model, not a curated record. The transcript has 11 exons. NCBI's taxonomy places the organism in Eukaryota, Metazoa, Chordata, Actinopteri, Characiformes, Acestrorhamphidae. Gene Ontology annotation, biological process: nuclear mRNA surveillance; U4 snRNA 3'-end processing; TRAMP-dependent tRNA surveillance pathway. Bases 71 to 904 code for a protein of 277 amino acids.